CGCUAGCUUGAGUGUUUUUUCUAUAUUUAAACAAAUUCUCACUUUGUUCUCAUUCCCAGUUCUCCAUCCGAUUUGUUUUUCAUACUUGAAGCUCAUAUGGAAGAAAUUAAGUCCAGGUUCCAGAGAAUUUGUGUCUUCUGUGGUAGCAGUACGGGCAAGAAAGCCAGCUAUCAAGAAGCCGCUGUUGAGUUGGGCAAAGAAUUGGUGGAGAGAAGGAUUGAUUUGGUCUAUGGAGGUGGGAGCGUGGGAUUGAUGGGUCUUGUUUCUCAGGUAGUUCAUGAUGGUGGGCGCCAUGUUCUAGGAGUUAUUCCAAAGACACUAAUGCCCAGAGAGAUAAUUGGUCAGACUGUUGGAGAAGUAAGAGCUGUUUCUGAUAUGCAUCAAAGGAAAGCUGAGAUGGCACGCCAAGCUGAUGCUUUCAUAGCCCUUCCAGGGGGCUAUGGCACCCUUGAAGAAUUGCUGGAAGUUAUUACAUGGGCUCAGCUUGGUAUUCAUCGCAAACCUGUGGGUCUCUUGAAUGUUGACGGCUUCUAUAAUUCAUUGUUGUCUUUCAUUGAUAAGGCCGUUGAUGAGGGCUUCAUAUCUCCUAGCUCACGUCGCAUUAUCGUUUCUGCACCAACUGCCAAGCAAUUGGUCAGACAACUUGAGGAAUACGAAGCCGAACACAAUGAAAUAACAUCCAAGCUAGUAUGGGAGGAAGUUGACAGACUAAAUUAUGUGCCUGGAUCAGGAGUAGCUACCUCGUAGCUCCAUUGGAGUAUAUGCAAAUGGAUCAUUUUGAGGUUUUUGCCUAGUUGGUAUAUAACUUUUUAUACGGUGUAGAAUACCGUA
Messenger RNA from Hevea brasiliensis (rubber tree), 831 nucleotides. RefSeq names its product cytokinin riboside 5'-monophosphate phosphoribohydrolase LOG7. The record is from RefSeq and is a predicted model, not a curated record. Gene Ontology annotation, molecular function: hydrolase activity, hydrolyzing N-glycosyl compounds. NCBI's taxonomy places the organism in Eukaryota, Viridiplantae, Streptophyta, Magnoliopsida, Malpighiales, Euphorbiaceae. Gene Ontology annotation, cellular component: nucleus; cytosol. The transcript has 7 exons. Gene Ontology annotation, biological process: cytokinin biosynthetic process. Bases 97 to 747 code for a protein of 216 amino acids.